AUGGCAGUAGUGAAUUUUCCAAAAUCGUAUCCGACUUUGUCUACGCUACGGAACUGUAUGAUGAAUGUACAGGAGUAUGGCCGAGAAAAGCUCGUCAAUACAUUAAUACAUGAAGUUGAAUCAAAGCUUUUGCAUAUAGCUGUUGACACACCAGCCAUUCUAAAUGGCUACUCGUUAUGCGUUGAAUCACUUCGUGAAUUGGAUCCGUCUUGUGUGAUCAUGCAUCGAGUUUGCAAAGUUAUCAAAGAGUAUUUGAAGAAACGUCCGGACACCGUUAGGCAGAUAAUUAAUUAUAUCACUUCUGAAAAACGGGAUGAUCUUGCUGCACACUUGUCCACUUUUCAUUUGGCGUUUCACGAGCUUACUGGAGCGAACGAUGAUUUUUUGCCCGAAGCGAUGAAUUUAUCACAGUGGCGGCAAUGGGUUCCCGAUCCAAUCGAUGUAACUCCUGGUAGUGGUCGCUUUCGACAGGCAGCAGACGUUUUCAAUAUGCUCGUUUCUGUGUACGGGAGUAAGGAAAUGUUUGUGAAAGAGUAUCGUCAACUACUUGCGGAAAGACUUACAAGUAGUAACACUAAGGAUCCGAUUUUUGAACGGCGGUACUUGGAUUUACUCAAGCUUCGGUUCAAUGAAGGUGAAUUGCAACAGUGCGAAGUGAUGUUGAAAGAUAUUCGAGAUAGUCAGCGGAUCGACAGAACCGCCUUAGGUAGAAAGUGUGUUCCAGUAUCCGCUUGCAUAAUAUCUUCUCAUUUCUGGCCGAAAAUCGAUUCAGAAACGGUUACAGUGAGUUUACUGGUUACGACCCGUUUGUGUAAAUUUGAAAGCUGGACUAUAGCUGAGGUAGCUGAACGGCUUUCUAUUUCAAAGGGAGUUGCUCGUCGUCGAUUAGAGUGGUGGAAAUCUCAAGGUCUUGUGAUACAUGUUCUGCCAACUGGUGCAACUGCUGAGGAGUGGUCGUUGGUGACAAAUCCAACCUUGUUGGCGACAUCACGUGGUGCUGCCGAUGAUGAAUCAGACGAGGAUGAGGGAGCAAUAGAGGAGACAACCGAUGCACUAGAUGCUUUAGAACAAUAUUGGUGUUAUACAAAGAAUUUUAUUGCUAACCACGAUAACGGAGAAGUGAAGGCGGAGCGUAUGCAUCGUAUCUAUCGUAUGUUCUCUUCUCCAUCAGCACAAGGACCAUCACUAGAAACUGUUACGGCAUUCUUGAUGAGAAAGGUGAAGCAAAAUCUGCUCACCUAUAACAAUGGAUUCUUUCGUGUCGUCAAGGAGAACUCCAAUAAGGGUAAUCAGCGGUGA
Angiostrongylus costaricensis is the source of this 1299-nucleotide messenger RNA. Lineage: Eukaryota; Metazoa; Nematoda; Chromadorea; Rhabditida; Metastrongylidae. The record is from the annotation of a GenBank genome assembly.